This is a messenger RNA of Pterocles gutturalis (yellow-throated sandgrouse), 165 nucleotides long. RefSeq names its product mitochondrial ribosomal protein S12 (gene MRPS12). Lineage: Eukaryota; Metazoa; Chordata; Aves; Pterocliformes; Pteroclidae. Gene Ontology annotation, molecular function: structural constituent of ribosome. Gene Ontology annotation, biological process: translation. The annotation marks the transcript as partial. Gene Ontology annotation, cellular component: ribosome; small ribosomal subunit. The transcript has a single exon. The record is from RefSeq and is a predicted model, not a curated record.
AGCACCGGCAAGGAGGUGGUGUGCUUCGUCCCCGGCGAGGGCCACAACCUGCAGGAGCACCACGUCGUCCUGGUGCAGGGCGGCCGCACCCAGGACCUGCCCGGCGUCAAGCUCACCGUCGUCCGCGGCAAGUACGACUGCGCCCACGUCCAGAAGAAGAAGUGA